Solanum verrucosum is the source of this 765-nucleotide messenger RNA. Its product is annotated as F-box protein CPR1-like. The coding region runs from base 1 to 765 and encodes 254 amino acids. The record is from RefSeq and is a predicted model, not a curated record. The transcript is spliced from 2 exons. NCBI's taxonomy places the organism in Eukaryota, Viridiplantae, Streptophyta, Magnoliopsida, Solanales, Solanaceae.
AUGGGAGUUUGUGCAAAAAGAAUUAAUAUUACUCUAAAAGAUUGGUAUAUAAUCUACCGUGCUAAAGUUGAGGUUCUGUUUCUAUGGAAUCCGUCGAUUAGAGAGUUGUAUAAACUUCCUCAUUCAGGAAUUGAUGUGCGCAAGUAUAGAUUUGCUUAUGCAUUUGGUUAUGUCGAUUGUCAAAAUGAUUACCAAAUUGUUGAAAUUGUGGCAAGUAAAUCUAGUUAUUUGAUUGCUCAUAUUAAUGUUUAUAGUUUACGAAGUAAUUCCUGGAAAACCAUUCAAGAGUUUCCAAGUACUAUCUCUUUGCCUAAAUCUGUUCAAUUUGUUAAAGGAAAGCUUCAUUGGAUCACUGGUGAUAGUGAUGGUGGUGGCGGUGAUAGUUAUGUGACAUGGUUCAACCCCAGAGAUGCUACGUUUGGAAAUGUAGCAAUAUUGCCGAACCCAAAUAGUGACGCUAUUGACUGGGGAUUAGUGUCUUCAUCAGGUAAUCUAUGUAUCACUUGUGACUAUAAACACAGGAUGUAUGUGUGGAUUAUGAAGGAUUAUGGAGUUGCGGAGUCGUGGACUAUGGUGGGUUCGAUACCUUCAAUAAAUAUGAUUAGGCCAAUUUACAUUUCUCGUAAUGAUGAAAUUCUAUUGCAAGAUAUUUCAGAUUUAGUGUGGUGGUAUGUUUCAAGACAAGAUAGCAGUUCUCAUAAAGGAUACGAGCUUAGUCAUUACGCUGACACUUUGUUAGGAUGGGUGUUAUCUUCUGCAUCAUAA